AUAUCAAAACCUCCCAUGUUAUUUAUGCCUCUCAGCUUUCAAGUUUCAAUCCUCCUGUAGUGGAAACUCAGCUUCUCAACUCUGAGAUGAAUGCCACAAAAGCUUCACUACCUAUGCUCAAUAGCACAGGCAGCCAGCACAAGGGAGAAAUGGGUAAAACACUUCAGGGAAAAAGUCUCAGAAUUGUCUCCCCUGAGUCUCCUGUUAAGCUUUACUGCUGCUAUGGAGUGAUCACGGUCCUCAGUGUAGCUGUAAUUGCUCUUUCUGCUGCUUUGUCAGUAAGAAAGACAGAACAGAUAUCAGUCAAAAAUACCUAUGCUGCUUGCCCAAGAAACUGGAUUGGAUUUGGAAAUAAAUGUUUUUAUUUUUCUGAACACCUAAGAAACUGGACAUUGGCCCAGGACUUCUGCAUGGCACACGAGGCCCAACUAGCUCGGUUUGACAACCAGGAGGAUCUGAAUUUCCUAAACAGAUACAAGGAGACUUUUGAUUACUGGAUCGGCCUGCACAGAGAGUCGUCAAAUCACCCCUGGAAGUGGACAGACAACACUGAGUAUAACAACUCGAUUCCCAUCUGGGGAGGAGGAAUAUUUGCCUACAUGAACAAAAACAGGAUCAGCAGUACCAGGAUCUAUGCAUCUCGGAGAUGGAUCUGUAGCAAGCUCAACAGCUAUAGCCUCCACUGUCAAUCUCCUUUUUCUCCUUUCUAGCACUUACCAAGAGAUGCUUCUUAGCCUGUUAUCUAUGGGUGCUGCUCUUUCCCCUAUAGUCCCAUAUUGCUACCAAAAUGAAUUAAGAAUAUUUCUUAAUAUCACAAAAGAAAGCCAUCUUGGAGAGCUGCAUAUACAGGGGAUUACAAGAACAUAGAUGAGUCUAAAAUAGUUUAUAGACUCAUACAUUAAGCCUAAAGUACAACUAAUGUUAGUGAACCCCUCUCUCAUGAUAUUAAGUUUUUGGGAAGGGAAUUCCAUCUUUUGAAUUAUGAGACCACAAAAAUGAGUCCCCCAACAUGAACAUAACCUUUGGUAAUGAAAGCAGAAUGGCUGGGAUAGUGCCAUGCAUCUGUAGUCCCAGGUACGUAAGGGUUGAAACAGGAGGGUCACAGGUUCAUAAGUGGGGAUUGAAAGCAUGGAAAUGCCUUAAUAAUGAUGGGGAAGAUGAGAAUCCAUCUGUAGCAUCCCAUAAUUUGGAGAAACAUAUUAUACAUGAUUUUCAAAAUUCAAACCAACAUACAGAAGAAUUUUUUAAAAAGUGUGUAAAAUUAAGAUUUACUUUAUACUCUGCUACUUAAAACAUGAGAGACAUUGGUGAAAUGUUUCUCUACAUUAGUGUUUAAUAUUCCGGUUUCUAAUUAUACUGUUCUAAGUAUAAUUAUAAUUACUUACUUAAUCUGUUCUAAGUGUAAUACAUUUUAUAAACAAAUGUCAUUUUAAUUUCACCAUUUUAUUGGAUUUUUUUCACAUCAAAUGUGAGUUAAACUUCUUAAGCACUUAAUACUUAAGUUUACACUAGCAUGUAUAUUAUUGGUGUUAGCAUCCAGAGCCUGUGGUGAUACAUGGGCGGGUCCACAGACCUGUUGCCAGGGCAACAGCCAUCAUAUUCCCAGAAUCCGUUGGGUUUACCUCCUACCUUUACCUGCAGCUGCUAUGUCACAACCCAUAUAUAUGGGAGCAUUCUUCCAUCUUGCUCUCUCUCUCUCCUCUCUUUCUGCCGCUCCAACACAUCAUUUGGUGCCAAAACCCGGGAUGUGGCGGUUUGCGUCAGCACUGGCUGCACUGCCCUGCGGUGGGGCCUACAGAGGUCAUGACCAUGUGAAGCUGUCCCAACACCAGCAACCGCCAGCUGCUAUUGGUACCUGAGUUCGUGGCCCCCUCAGCUGGCAGCUGCUCGCUGCUGCUCACUGAGGACACCAGGCACCACAGAUCAUACCAGAGCUGCAGCCAAGUGCCGCAGGACUACAAAUUCCUACUAUGUGAGCGGCAUCCCACUCAGGUCCCAUUCAGUUCCAUGUUUUCCAUUUACCAGUCUGCUAUAACUCUCGCACAGACACCGGCAUAUUAGUUAAUAGGAUCAGUCAAGGGGAGUACCUCAAGCUUUCCAGAUAAGGCCUGGCCAACCUUCUGUGGAAACAACAGUGUUACAGUCAAGCCUCCCCAGUUGACAUAUACGUUAGGACUUUUACCAUUGGUGCCCCUCCCUCGGAAGCAACUCUCGCUCCCAAUCUUUUACCGGGCUCCAGCAGCCAUCGAAACCUUGGAUCCAGGGUGGGUUGCCUUCCCACAUUUGAGUAUUGUAUUAUCUUUAUUUUAAAGCCAUACUUUACUAUUUAUUAGAUGAAUUAAAGCAUAUUUCAUUCUGAAAA
Messenger RNA from Mastomys coucha (southern multimammate mouse), 2362 nucleotides. Its product is annotated as C-type lectin domain family 2 member D11-like. Gene Ontology annotation, cellular component: external side of plasma membrane. The record is from RefSeq and is a predicted model, not a curated record. The transcript is spliced from 5 exons. Lineage: Eukaryota; Metazoa; Chordata; Mammalia; Rodentia; Muridae. The coding region runs from base 87 to 710 and encodes 207 amino acids.